Messenger RNA from Nanorana parkeri, 1808 nucleotides. RefSeq names its product eva-1 homolog A, regulator of programmed cell death (gene EVA1A). The coding region runs from base 35 to 1471 and encodes 478 amino acids. Gene Ontology annotation, molecular function: carbohydrate binding. The record is from RefSeq and is a predicted model, not a curated record. The transcript has 9 exons. Lineage: Eukaryota; Metazoa; Chordata; Amphibia; Anura; Dicroglossidae.
UGCUCUGAACAAGCCAGACUGUGAUCUGCUAAGGAUGGGAAUCUAUGGGACGACUCACAUUUCUUAUGGUGCUUUGGGGAUAAUAUACAUUGCAGCUUUAGGCAACUUGGCAGCAACUUCAUCCGAGUUUUCAGGUUAUAUUUCCAGAAUGCUGAGGAAUUAUACGCUGCGUGCCUGUGACGGAGAAUAUGUAUCCCUCAAAUGUCCUCACAAAACCACCAUCAGCAUCCAGUCUUCAUUCUACGGGAGGAAUAUGCCCAGCCAUCAGAUAUGUCCAUCACGUCACGCACAGUCAUUCGCUACCUUCAUCAAAGAGGAUGUAUCCUGCUCUGCUGGGACGUCUCUCCAGAAAGUAUUGGACGAGUGCCAGGACCGGAGGAAUUGCCAGCUGCUUGUCAACAGCCGUUUGUUCGGCUCUGAUCCGUGUCCAGGGACCAGCAAAUACCUGGUGGUGGGAUACAAAUGUAGGCCAAAUGAAUUCAAGAGUAAGGUGGCCUGUGAGGAUGACCGUCUGAGGCUGAGCUGUAAGAGGAAUACAGUGAUUGCCAUCUAUUCUGCUACAUUUGGAAGAGUACGAGGCGGCAGCUUGGAGUGUCCUUACCAGAACCUAGGCAUGCCUUCCACAGAAUGCCAGUCACCCUCCUCCCUGUCACUUAUGACGCAGCGCUGCCAAGGCAAGAGGAGCUGCAGCAUCUAUGCCAGCACCUAUGAGUUUGGAGACCCUUGUUAUACAGGAGUCCGCAAGCAUCUGAAUGUCAUCUACACUUGUGUCCCAAAGAAACUGCUGUAUGAAACUCAGCCAAAGUCAACAAAUUACCACGGAGUGCGGCAAACUCACUUCCCAGAGCGGCCUGGACUUUACGAUCGCAAUGUGAUUGGGGAUGGGGCCUUCUUCCCGGACCCUGCCUUCAUAACUGAACACGUUCUACCAGCGGACAGGAAGAAGGGACUGGCGGCCGCAUUCUAUCCGGUGGAUGAUAAUCUUUCUAUGGGAGAGAUAGAACACGCUAUCGUCAAUCGAACCAUGGCACCAACGGGGCACAGUAGCACUGAGAUGGCACUGAUCAGCAAUAUGCUGGCAGCGUAUUCUUUUAUCACCGAAAACCCGGAAAGAGCAGCUUUAUAUUUUGUAUCUGGAGUGUGCAUUGGUCUCAUUUUGACCCUGGUGGCUCUAGUAAUGAGGAUAUCCUGUCAGACCGACUGCAGGAGGUCCACCGCGAAGAAGACGCCCAGGAAGCAGGAGAGCGACAGCGACAGCAGCGAUAGUGAUGAUGAUUCCGACACCACAUCUGACCUGUCUGCCAGGAGGCACCGGCGCUUCGAGAGGACUUUAAACAUGAACGUUUUCACCUCUGCCGAGGAGCUGGAGAGGGCGCAAAGGCUCGAAGAGAGGGAGCGUAUCAUCCGAGAGAUCUGGAUGAACGGGCAGCCGGACAUCCCGGGGACAAGGAGCCUGAACCGUUAUUAUUAGGAAGGCUUUUGUGCCAACUGCACACUUUGGUGAACAAUGGGAGCUUGUAUUCAUGAGAAACUUUGUCAGGAAGUGCACGGAAAGCCAUUAUUUAUGAGUGAGAACUUUGCAUUUCCUCAGUACUCUGACCCUCAGGAUACUAGAACGAGGGCAACCUUACUCCUUACUCCAGGAGAAGUCACAAACGUGACGUUCUUCUCUGAGACUAAUGAUGAUGAUGAUGCUUGAGGCUGGUCCUUGAUGACACUCCGAGUUCUGAAAAAAAAAGCAAGAGACUUGGAAAACUCAACCAGCAUGGACAAUGUAACAAUGCAAUGCAAGAGCUUCUUGCGACCAU